UUUUUUUUUUCUUACAAGAAUGAAUAUAAUAUUUACCCAUCAUUAUGAUGCUGACCAUAUCAGAUAUUUCUAUGGAGAGUUUUGAAAAUUAGAAUCUGAAACUGUAAUGUGACUUAAACACAUCCUACUUCCCAGUAGUUACCAUGGUAGCAGAAUCCAUAGUUGCCAUGUCCGCAUGUCAGUGUAUUUGGGACUGCUUAUAUUAAAUUCCUCUUUAUCUUUACUCCUCUACGUUCUCAUCGACUAGACUCGAGUUUUCUUCACCUUUCGGGUUCCCUGGUAUGACAGCGAUACUGACUACCCAGGACUUUUAAGAUAUGAACCGCUGUCACUAUAUUAUACAGUUAUUUUAAUCGUUCUCUGAGCUUCCCUUUAUCACAUCUGGCAACCCAGCGGAGAAGCGCCGCAUCCUGUCAUACAGACCGGGAUUAGCUAGCUAAUGAUUUACACAGACUGUACUAAAUCCACUCAGGACACCUUCACAUCACUUCACAAGGAGUGCUAUGGCCAAACAGUCUGAUGACAUCACCUCAGUAAAUGGUCUCACCCUCACAGGCCAUACCUCUCAACAUUAUUCAGAAAUGAAUCUGCAAAGGAUCUACAUGGACUACAAUGCCACUACUCCACUGGAACCAGAAGUGAUCCAGGCUAUUUCUGAAGCCCUUCAGGAUGCCUGGGGAAACCCGAGCAGCAAUUAUAUAGCAGGCGCUAAAGCCAAGGCAAUAAUUAAUCAUUCCAGAGACAAUGUGGCGAGAAUGGUUGGAGGUAAAGCAGAGGACAUCAUUUUCACAUCAGGUGGAACAGAGGCCAAUAACCUGGUGCUCCACACUGCUGUGGAGCACUUCAGGAGAAGCUGCAGGGCUGCGGAGCAAGGUGAAGGGCACCAGAAUGGAAACAAUGGCCUCCCUCACAUUAUCACCUCUAAUGUGGAACACGACUCGGUCAAACUAGUAGCGGAGCACCUACAGAAAGAUGGCAAGGCAGAUGUGACAUUUGUGCCUGUGUCUAAGGUGACAGCCCGCGUGGAGGUGGAGGAUAUCAUUGCUGCGGUGCGUCCAAACACUUGUCUCAUCUCAAUCAUGCUGGCCAACAAUGAGACAGGAGUCAUCAUGCCACUCCAAGAGAUCUGCCAGAGAAUAAAAUCCCUCAACAAGCAGCGCGAUCAGCUCAGGAUCCUGCUCCACACGGAUGCUGCUCAGGCUCUGGGGAAAAUCCGAGUUGAUGCCUGUGAACUGGGAGUGGAUUACCUCACCAUCGUGGGACACAAGUUCUACGCCCCUCGGAUUGGUGCUCUGUAUGUGAACAGCCCUGGAGUGAGGACACCGUUGUAUCCCAUGCUGUUUGGAGGAGGACAGGAGAGAAACUUCAGACCAGGCACAGAAAACACACCAAUGAUUGCUGGUCUGGGAAAGGCUGCAGAACUGGUGACCUCUAAUCUGUCAGAUUAUGAGGGCCACAUGCGAAGUACCAAACUUUACUUGGAAGAGCGACUGAAGGCCGUCUUUAAAGACAAGAUCCACUUCAACAGCCAUUACCCUGGCUCUGAUAUCCUCCCUAACACAUGUAACGUGUCCAUCCUGGGCCCGACAUUACAAGGCUGGAGGGUAUUGUCCAACUGUAGGAGGCUGCUGGCCAGCGUUGGCGCUGCCUGCCACUCAGACAGUGGAAACAAGCCUUCCCAUAUCCUUCUGAGCUGUGGCGUCUCCUCAGAGGUGGCAGCCAAUGCCUUGAGGUUGAGCGUGGGCAGAGGGACAACCAAAGCAGAUGUGGAUACAGUUGUGGAAGAUCUGAGGGAAACUGUGCAGCUGCUGGAAGAAAUGAACUGAUGGGCUUCAUGUGAAUAAACAGUUAGGUCAAAUAAGGACGUACAGAAUUAAAAAUACAUCAUCUGCACUUAUUGUUACAUUAAAGUGGAGAAAGACAACUUUUCAAGUCUCCCCCAAAAACAAUAAGAUCAUGCUACCGUUAUUUUGAUACAGAGGUUGACUAGUAUUGGUUUAUCUGACCAAGCAGUAGGCUGGUUUUCAAAUUACCUCUCUAAAAGGUCUCAAUUGUUCCAAUUUGAUGGGCUCACCUCUAACUGACUGAACACCUGUAGGGUGUACCCCUGGGUUCUGUCUUAGGUCCGCUGUUAUUUCCAGUCUAUAUUAAUAGUAUAGCAUCAAAACAUGGAUGGUGCCAACUUUCAUUUUUAUGGGGAUGAUACAGUGAUAUAUUAGGCCAGUUCCUCCAUUACAGAGACUUUGGUAAAAUUGCAGGCUGUAUUUAAUUUUAUCCAGAUUCAGUUUUCACAACUAAAGCUCAUAAAACUAAGGUAUGUAUUUUUCAAAUGCAAGGAAAAAGCCUGUGAAAACCAGUAAUAUUAGUAGUGCUCAGGGAAAGAAGUUAGAAAUGGUCUCUUGUUACAGAUAUCUUGGUAUUUGGCUUGAUGACUUCCUGUCUUUUAAAUCUCAGGUUGAUACUGUUUUUAAAAAGCUGAGGUUGAAGUUUGGGUUGUAUUUCAGAAACAAAACCUGUUUCUCCUUUGAGGCCAGAAAAAGAUUGGUCUCUGCUACGUUUUUAACGCUUGUGGAUUACAAUAAUCUGUUGUACAUAAAUGUAUCUGUGCAUUGCUUGCAUAUGAUACUGCAUACUAUAGUGCUUUGAGAUUUGUUACUGAUUAUAAAGCCUUCACCAAUUGCUGUACGCUUUUUUCCCAGGGCUGGUCGACCUUUUUCGAGGCUCAGUCAUUGAUUUAUGUUCAUUUAUAAAGCCAUAAGGGGCAAACUCCCUUCAUACAUUUGCACUUUGAUCUAACUGUAGUUGAAGUUUGAGAUCUCAAGAUUUAGUCUUGUCUGUUCCUAGUGCAUGGACUGAGCUCGGAAAGAAAGCUUUUAAAAGCCUUCAAAAAAGAUUUCAAACUGAGAAGAAUGAUCUCUCUACUGGAUUUUAAACCUCUCAUAAGUGCAAGGGUGAAUGGAUCAUUUGGUACUUGUCAUUGUGUGUAGGUAUUUUAAUAUUUCUACAUGUUACUGUAUGUCCUCUGUGUUUUUUAUUGUGCUUAUUUUUGUUUGUAACUUUUUGUCAUGCUGUUGUCUUGGCGAGGUCUCCCUUGAAAAAGACGUCAGUGAUCUCAGCGGGACUUACCAGGGUAAACAUGGGUUAAAUAAAUUUAACAAAAGAAAAGGUCACUCUUCAUUUUCCUCAGAACCUAACAACUACAGUUCAAUCAGGAGAGACUCGUUUUUAGUUUUGGAAAAAAAAAUUUUUAAUGACAAGUGCACAUGAGAAUGAAAAUGUGAAUGCCUAGAAUGACAGCUGAAAGCUGCAGAGGAGAGAACAGAUGUAAAAUCUCGCAGUGACGACCUGAUUGGCUGAUGGAGGUCGUGGCUAAUUACAAUAGGACAGCUAGAAGAGUGAACGCCCAGAGGCAGCAGAUUGGAGGAAGCAGUGGGAGUGGGAGAGGGAGAAUUGUGAAUGAAUGAGCACAGGAAGGUCUUCCUGAUUGAAUUUACGCUGAGCUUCAUUUUACCUAACCUUUGAAACAUAAAAUCAUCAUAACAGCAGUAACCACUGCUCAAUUAGAAAUGCUUCUGAAAAGAAAAUAUAUUCUUUGUUUAACUUAUCAAACAGAUAUUGAAUUAUAGAUGAGUGUUUCUGGUGAUAGUGUCAGCUAACAUUUAGCAACAUGGCUAAGGCUAGCUAUGAUUUCUAACGCUAGUGGCCAGUCACAAACAAUUUGUUUCUGGCUGGUACUGGCUUACUUGUAGCUCCUGGUUAAUUUUCUGUCUGUUAGCAUUAGCUAGUUGUAAUGUUAGCAUCAUGGCUACCAGUAACAGCCAGGCUACUUUCCAAGGCAAGAACUAGAGAUAGAAACCCUGAUCUCAAUGCUACGAUAAAAACGAGUAAAACACCCAGUAUUAUUGAUGAGUAUGUAGGUUUUAUACUUUAAAGAAAACUUCACCUGCAUUUUGCUUUUAUUGGACAGGACAGCCAAGUGUGAAAGGGGGAGAGAGAGAGAGAGAGAGGAUGAGACGCAGCAAAGGGCCACAGGCUGGACUCGAACCCGGGCUGCUGCAGCAACAGCCUUGUACACGGGGCGCCUGCUCUAUCCACUAUGCCACCGAAGCCCCCAAAGUGAUCAUUUGUAAAUCAGUUGCUUUUUUCCUUGAAUCCAUGAAGAAAACUUUGUGUUUCCUGCAUCCUUCCAAGGCUAAUCAAAGAAGGCUUGGACAUGCUCUAUGACCCCAUGGAAACUAUGGGAUAUGACACGUGCAAUGUAACUGGAGUUGCAAUGUUGUAGGGUUACAGCAGACAGCGCUAGAAAUAAAGGGAUGGUGUCCACACAGGUGCUCCUUUGGUGUGCUUGGCCCGACAGAACUUAAUGGGUACGUUCAAAGAGAUGGUGGCCAACAUACGGUAGUACAUUUUUAAAUUAAAAGCAUUUGUUUUUGGUCUUUCAUUAAGCAUCUUUUCAGAACUGUAAUUCUCACCCAUCUCUUUCUAAAGAUAUUUGGGGCUAUGGAUGCCUCAGUUAAAGAAAUCAAUCAUCCUCAUGUUCUAUGCUAGACCAACAGCUAUUGAGCCUUUCGGAAAGUGCAGACUAGAUUUUACUGCAUGUGUUGUACCCCAGUGAUGUGACACUGUGACAUCUUCUCUUUUUAACCUCCUUGCAUGCCUCCACAGUAUGAGUAGAAUCCAGAAAAUGGAUGUUUGGGAAGUUUGGAAAUGGAACUUUCAAUACAGUUCUGCUGUUUUUAAAUCUGCUUGUCUGUGACUUCAAUUCAUGGCAUGAAUUCUUCAAAAAUUCAAGGUAAAAUGCAGUGAGUAAUUGAUCUAGUGGUUAUUCUGUGGGUGAUUAGUAAUGCAAAAUGGAUGACACUUCUUUUGUGCCGUAAAUCAAUACUUCAUUGUUCCGGGAGAUCAUAACCUGGUGGCAGACAGAAUGGCAUAGUGAAAGUGACGCUUAUAGGGAACCAGUCUAAAUGCAGAUGGUGUCAUUAUUUUACAGCCAUUACAUUGUGCAAUCAACAUUUAUUUCAUAAUAACAAGUUACAGCAAAAACGUGUCUGUUGCUGCUUUAACUGAUCAUGUAAAAUGGAUGAAAUAUUUAAUAUGAAUAAUAAAAAUGGAAGAACUUGAAGUGACCUGAGGGGUGAUGUUAUGGAGAGAUGACUGUACUCAGCUUCCAUCACGUCAUGUGAGCAGCCAAUCAGCUAAUUGGCGUCAACAUUUAUGAGUGUUAUUGACAUCAAAUAUUAACACGCUUUUAAUAUUUUUCUAAUCAGCCACAAAAUAUUACAUGUAGAUGAUAAUCUCGCAAAUGUAACAUCUGUUUAG
Messenger RNA from Epinephelus fuscoguttatus (brown-marbled grouper), 5319 nucleotides. RefSeq names its product selenocysteine lyase (gene scly). Bases 504 to 1826 code for a protein of 440 amino acids. The transcript has 13 exons. Lineage: Eukaryota; Metazoa; Chordata; Actinopteri; Perciformes; Serranidae. The record is from RefSeq and is a predicted model, not a curated record.